AUGUCGGUGAUGAGUGUUCAAUAUUUGUUGGAGCGUUUGGGACCUUCAAUUGCACAUCCAACGAAUUGCAAUGAAGCGUUGACUCCCUUGCAACAAAUAUUGCUCACCCUUCAUUGGCUUGGCAGCGGUUGUCAAUACCACGGUGUCGGGUCAAUGCACGGGGUAUCGAAAUCUUCUAUUUGCCGGUGUGUAAACCGAGUUUGCACAUACAUUUCGCAGCAAUUAUUGGGUGAGGAAGUGGUGUGGCCUCAAAAUGCCAAUGCCGUGGCUGAAGGAUUCUUUGCUAUAGCAGGAAUGCCUCGUAUUGCUGGGGCUAUCGAUGGGACUUUAAUUCCCAUUGAAGCCCCAUCAGUAAACGAAGAAUCGUUUGUGGAUCGGAAAGGUUUGCAUUCCAUAAACGUAAUGUUAGUUGCUGGAGCAGACUAUCGCUUCUACGCAAUUAAUUCCAACUUUCCCGGUUCCGUGCACGACAGUCGAGUGUUACAGUGCAGUCAUAUGUACAACAAAUGGCAGAAUGAACUGUGGCGUCCAUUCCCAGGUGCAAUUGUUAUCGGGGACUCGGCUUAUCCAUUGAAAAAAUGGCUUUUUACUCCAAAUAUACCAGCUAGUAUUGGAGAAGGAAGAGCUGCAAAUAUUUUUCUUGCUAAACUGAAAAAGACCCGACAAGUUGUCGAGUGCAGUCUGGGACAGUUGAAGGAAAUAUUUCCAUGUUUAAAUGGACUGAGACUUAAGACACCAAUCAGUUGUGCAAUAGUCAUCAAUGCGUGUGUGACAUUGUACAACAUUCGAAAGAGAAUGUCUCCAGAAAUAAAUAGUGUCUUUCAAAAUGAUGACAAUGAUGUCGAAGAUUUAGAGAUCCAUGAGGACCAUAAUGCAAAUGAUGCAGUGGAGGAUCUACGAAGUUAUAUAAACUUUUUCAACUAA
This is a messenger RNA of Episyrphus balteatus (marmalade hoverfly), 924 nucleotides long. RefSeq names its product putative nuclease HARBI1. The record is from RefSeq and is a predicted model, not a curated record. The transcript has 2 exons. NCBI's taxonomy places the organism in Eukaryota, Metazoa, Arthropoda, Insecta, Diptera, Syrphidae. The coding region runs from base 1 to 924 and encodes 307 amino acids.